AUGCCGGCUGAACUAAACGCUGAACAGAGGAAGGCUCUCGAAGAUGAGAUCAAAGUGAUGGGAGAUGAGAUCCGCAAACUGAAGACCGAGAAAGCCGAUCCGGCUGUUAUGUUCCGAACAUUGGCGAGUAAACUGGCGUUUUCUAUCCGGUUAUCGGAAGAGACAGUAGUGAAACCGCGGAUUGCAUACGCUCAAAGAAGUGGAAGAAGGAUCAAGGAGCGGGUCAACAAGAUGCUCGAAAAGAAGAAGGAGCUUGGUGGUGGCGAAGAGAAGCCUGGAAAAUUCGUUCUGAAAACCGGAAAAGGAACUCGGGACUACGGACCGGCUCAAUCGGCUCUCCGUAACUCUGUUCUUCAAAAUGUGGUCGAAACGUUCAACAAAUAUGGAGCAGAAACUAUUGAUACUCCUGUCUUCGAGCUUCGUGAUGUGUUAAUGGGAAAGUAUGGAGAAGAAGGAGGAAAACUCGUCUAUGAUCUCCAAGACCAAGGAGGAGAGCUUCUCUCGCUUCGUUAUGAUCUCACUGUCCCUUUUGCUCGAUACUUGGCAAUGAACAAAAUCACUAAUAUUACGAGAUACCAGAUCGCAAAAGUGUACAGACGAGAUCAACCUGUGAUGUCUCGUGGACGGUAUCGCGAGUUCUAUCAAUGCGAUUUCGAUAUUGCUGGACAGUACGAUUUGAUGCUUCCGGAAGCUGAAUGCCUAGGUAUUGUGAACGAGCUGCUCACCAAGCUCGAAAUCGGAGAGUUCUUCAUCAACCUCAAUCACCGAUUGAUCCUCGAAGGAAUGUUCGCUGUCUCUGGAAUUUCGCCAAAAGAUUUCAAGACAAUUUGCUCGUCAGUAGACAAACUAGACAAAACUCCAUGGGCGGAGGUUGAGGAAGAGAUGAUUAAGGAGAAAUUCUUAACGAAAGAGCAAACUUCAAAACUCGGAGAGUUGGUUAGAUUCAGAGAGCUGAACAGUAAUCUCAACAACUUGGAAUUGCUCGAAAAGAUGUCGGCUCUUCCUGAACUCGGACAGAAUGAGAAGUUUAAGAAGGGAGCAGAAGAGUUGAAGGUUCUCAUUGGAUACCUUGAAGUUGAUGGCGUGACGACAGUAAGAUAUGAACCAUCGCUGGCAAGAGGACUGGAUUAUUACACCGGAGCUAUCUAUGAAGCGGUUGCACCAAAAGCAUUGGAAGGAACCGCUGCCGAAAAAGCCGAGGAUACCGCUGGACAGCCGGUCGGUGUAGGAUCAGUGGCUGCUGGAGGACGGUACGAUGGACUUGUCAAUAUGUUCGAUUCAAAACUCAAAGUUCCGUGCUGUGGAGUUUCGUUUGGAAUUGAGCGCCUUUUUGCUAUCAUGGAAGCUCGUCAGAAGUCAGCCGUUCGAACAACCCAAACGGAAGUUUACGUGGCUUCCGCACAAAAGAACAUGGUCAUUGAACGAAAGAAGUUGUUAAGAACUCUUCGUGCCGCAGGCAUUAAGAGUGAAAUGCCAUUGAAGGCGAAUCCAAAGUUGUUGACACAAUUCCAAUAUGCCGAGGAGCGACGUAUCCCAUUGGUGGUGCUUAUUGGAGAACGAGAACUCCAAGAGGGAAUCGUCAAGUUGCGAAAUGUUGUGAGCAGAGAAGAAAAGGACGUUCCGCUCGACUCAUUGGUCUCAACCAUUAGAGAUAAUCUCGCUGCUCUCUAG
Molecule: messenger RNA, 1671 nt
Organism: Caenorhabditis briggsae
Lineage: Eukaryota; Metazoa; Nematoda; Chromadorea; Rhabditida; Rhabditidae
Gene: Cbr-hars-1
Product: Protein CBR-HARS-1
Exons: 6
Coding region: 1-1671 (556 amino acids)
Biological process (GO): nematode larval development; mitochondrial translation; histidyl-tRNA aminoacylation
Cellular component (GO): cytoplasm; mitochondrion
Molecular function (GO): ATP binding; histidine-tRNA ligase activity
Source: RefSeq, a predicted model, not a curated record